Messenger RNA from Pistacia vera, 1748 nucleotides. Its product is annotated as MLO-like protein 4. The record is from RefSeq and is a predicted model, not a curated record. Bases 1 to 1716 code for a protein of 571 amino acids. Gene Ontology annotation, cellular component: membrane. NCBI's taxonomy places the organism in Eukaryota, Viridiplantae, Streptophyta, Magnoliopsida, Sapindales, Anacardiaceae. The transcript is spliced from 15 exons. Gene Ontology annotation, biological process: defense response.
AUGAGAGAAAUGGAGGAGGUGAUAAUUAGGCAAGGGAGGUCUCUGGCGGAGACUCCAACGUACUCUGUUGCUUCAGUCAUCACAGUCUUGGUUUUCGUUUGUUAUCUUGCUCAAAAGUCUAUUUACAAAUUUGGAAAGUGGUUGAAGAAAACAAGGAGGAAGGCUCUAUUUGCUUCACUAGAGAAGAUUAAAGAAGAGCUGAUGUUGCUGGGGCUUAUAUCUUUGUUGUUGGCGCAAUGGGCACGAGGGAUAUCCGAGAUUUGUGUGAAUUCAUCACUUUUCAGCAGUAAAUUUUAUAUCUGUUCUGAAAAAGAUUAUGGCAUCAAUGAGCAUGUCUUGUUAAAAAGUUCCUUCUCUUUUCAAAAUGAAUCUGAUAUUCCCCCCAGAGGAAUUAACACUCACACAUCUCAUCAAUGUGGUGAGGGUCGUGAACCGUUUGUUUCACUUGAGGGUCUUGAGCAGCUUCACCGUUUCUUGUUUGUUCUUGGUAUCACUCAUGUCCUUUACAGCUGCUUGGCUGUUGGUUUGGCCAUGAGUAAGAUUUAUAGUUGGAGGAAAUGGGAAUACCAAGCAUUUCCAGCGGCUGAUGCAAGUUUGCAAGAAAAGAAAUUCAAGGUGAUGCGGCGACAAACCACCUUUGUCUUCCAUCACACAUCUCAUCCAUGGAGCAGAAGUCGGGUUCUACUUUGGAUGCUUUGCUUUCUAAGACAAUUUAAGGGCUCUAUACGGAAGUCAGACUACUUGGCUCUACGUCUGGGUUUCAUCACUAAGCACAAACUACCACUUUCUUAUAAUUUCCAUAACUAUAUGGUUCGAAGUAUGGAAGACGAAUUUCAUGGCAUCCUCGGCAUUAGCUGGCCACUUUGGGGUUAUGCAAUAGUGUGCAUCUUCAUAAACAUUCAUGGUCUAAAUAUUUAUUUCUGGUUGUCUUUUAUCCCUGCCAUUCUUGUCAUGUUGGUUGGAACAAAGCUUCAGCAUGUUGUCUCCUCAUUGGCCCUUGAAAUUAAGGAACAGACAGGGCCACCCGUUGGGACUCAAGUAAAGCCAAGUGAUGAUCUAUUUUGGUUUAGAAAACCGGUGAUUUUGUUGCGGUUGAUUCAAUUUAUUAUAUUCCAGAACGCCUUUGAGAUGGCAACAUUCAUAUGGUCCUUGUGGGGACUUGAGGAGAGAUCAUGCUUCUUGAAAAAUCACUAUAUGAUAAUCAUUCGAUUGACCUCUGGGGUUCUUGUUCAGUUCUGGUGCAGCUACAGCACAGUCCCACUGAAUGUGAUUGUGACACAGAUGGGAUCUCAAUGGAAGAAAGCUCUGGUGGCGGAAAGUGUGAGAGAGUCGCUCCAUAGUUGGUGUAAGAGAGUAAAGGAGAGGUCUAAACACGACUCAUUGCAUUCACGCACUACAAGGUCUAUAUGCUCACUCGAAUCAACAAUUGAUGAAAGAGAUGAAAUAAUGGUGGCAUCCAGUACUUUAUCUAGGAGUUCUUCCAUGGAGUCACUGAAUCAAGUAACUAUAACAUCAACUGAACAGGCAGAGUCUGUUCUUCAGACCUCCGAACAUCCUGAAACUGAAUUGUCAUUUAGAGUGCAAGAGUACUUAUCGGAUACUAUAAACAUUAAUGCCUUAGAACCUCCCAUUACUGAUGAAGAAGAAGAAGGUAGUACAGGCAAUGGAGAGGAAGGGAAAGUUGAGACUCUUUAUGACUUAUUUCAGAAGACCUGAAACACAUCCUUUCUGGGUUCAGAUAAUUUUUG